AUGUCCUCCAACACCCCCCAAAACCAGCCCGGCCAGCCUGGUCAAACCGGUCUCUGGUCCGGCCAUGCCGAGUACAUCAAGGGCGCCGCCGAGGCAGCAGUAGGAACCAUAACAGGCUCCCAAGCCUGGUCGGCCUCCGGCGCGCAAGACAAAGCGCACGCGCGUGCCUCGCUCCAGGCUGCAGCAGGCCAACGCGAUCCAGCCACCUCUGGCUAUGGUAGGGCCGAGGAAAUUGCUGGGCGCCUGACGGGUUGUGAGGGGAUGCGGAGUGAGGGGGCUGCUAGUAAGGGUGCUGCGGCUGGCGGUAGUGGAACGGGGGGUGGUAGUGGGAGUGCUAGUGGCAGUGGGACGGGUAGUUCUGUUGGGACGGGGGCUGGGAAGAGGAGGGAUUGA
This is a messenger RNA of Dichotomopilus funicola, 393 nucleotides long. RefSeq lists its product as uncharacterized. NCBI's taxonomy places the organism in Eukaryota, Fungi, Ascomycota, Sordariomycetes, Sordariales, Chaetomiaceae. The coding region runs from base 1 to 393 and encodes 130 amino acids. The record is from RefSeq and is a predicted model, not a curated record. The transcript has 2 exons.